Messenger RNA from Eufriesea mexicana, 1885 nucleotides. RefSeq names its product Aldehyde dehydrogenase (gene Aldh). Bases 1 to 1533 code for a protein of 510 amino acids. The transcript is spliced from 8 exons. Gene Ontology annotation, molecular function: oxidoreductase activity, acting on the aldehyde or oxo group of donors, NAD or NADP as acceptor. Lineage: Eukaryota; Metazoa; Arthropoda; Insecta; Hymenoptera; Apidae. The record is from RefSeq and is a predicted model, not a curated record.
AUGUUGCGAUUGUUAAAAAAGAUUCAAUUACCACGAUACCUUUCUACCGUGGCUAGAGCUGCACCGGACAGGAACCCGGCAAUCUUCUACACGGGAAUUUUUAUCGAUAACGAAUGGCACCGAUCACGGUCAGGAAAUACGUUUCCUACGAUAAAUCCAGCAACUGGUGCAACAAUUGCAGAAAUACAAGAAGGCGAUGCUGCAGAUAUCGAUAUAGCGGUACAGGCAGCCAACAAAGCCUUUAAAUUCGGUUCGCCAUGGAGAACCAUGGAUGCUUCUCAACGAGGUGUAUUGUUAAACACGUUGGCUAAUUUAAUGGAACGUGACCGUGCUUAUCUCGCGUCUUUGGAAACAUUAGACAAUGGUAAACCUUACUCGAUGGCAUAUGAAUUUGAUCUACCGGCUAGUAUAUCGACGUUACGAUAUUAUGCAGGAUGGGCCGAUAAAAAUCAUGGCCAAGUAAUUCCUGUCGACGGAAAGUAUUUAGCAUACACUCGCCACGAACCUGUCGGUGUUUGUGCACAAAUUAUCCCAUGGAAUUUUCCCAUCUUAAUGAUGGCUUGGAAACUAGGCCCUGCCUUAGCCACUGGGAAUGUUAUCAUACUGAAGCCUGCAGAACAAACAUCCCUAACAGCUUUAUACAUAGCUCAAUUAACCAAAGAUGCUGGAUUUCCUAGCGGUGUAGUGAAUGUUGUUCCUGGCGAUGGCAAAACUGGUGCUGCACUAGUCACUCAUAAUUUAGUUGAUAAAGUAGCAUUUACUGGUUCAACCGAAGUUGGAAAAUUAAUAAAACAGGGCGCCGCGACGAGCAAUUUAAAAAGGACCACGUUAGAACUUGGUGGAAAAUCUCCAAACAUCAUCUUUAGAGAUGCCGAUCUCGACCAUGCUGUGGAAACAGCGCAUUUCGCACUAUUUUACAACAUGGGUCAAUGUUGUUGCGCUGGCUCAAGAACAUUUGUCGAAGAUAGUAUCUAUGAUGAGUUUGUGGAACGAAGUGCCGAACGUGCUAAAUCUAGAGUUGUUGGCGAUCCGUUCGAUUUAAACGUAGAACAAGGUCCACAAAUCAACGAAGAGCAAGCAAACAAAAUUAUGUCCAUGAUUGAAACGGGUAAAAAGCAAGGAGCAAAGCUAGUUUCUGGUGGUACGAGAGUUGGUGAUAAAGGAUACUUUGUCGCACCUACGGUAUUUGCCAACGUUGCGGAUCACAUGACCAUCGCUAAGGAGGAGAUUUUCGGACCAGUUCAACAAAUUUUGAAAUUUAGCAGCUUAAACGAAGUCAUUACACGUGCAAACGCUACGGAUUAUGGAUUAGCGGCAGCAGUAUUUACGAAAGAUAUCGACAAAGCAAACUAUGUGGUACAAGGGCUCCGAGCUGGUACUGUGUGGGUUAACACAUACAAUGUCCUAACACCCCAAGUACCCUUUGGUGGUUUUAAAAUGUCGGGACACGGAAGAGAACUCGGACAAUACGGUCUUGAAGCAUACACCGAAGUUAAAAGUGUCAUAGUUAAAGUUAAUCAGAAGAACAGUUAAGAUAUUGCAUCUUGAAUUUCUUUGUACACGAUUCUUGAAAAAAUUUGCAAAAUUUUUACAGCUUUUGUACCUUUAUAUUAUUUUUUUAACAUAUAUUAUUAAAUAGUUGAAACAUAAAGAGAUAGUAACCUUGCAUCUUUGUAUAUUAAAAAAUAGAAUAUAGGUUCAAGAAUAAAACACAUAAAUAAAAGUUAAGUACAACGGUGCUCGCGUAGACGUCUGGUUACUGCUCAAUUUAAUAUCUAUCAGUAUGCGUCUAAACUGUAUACGCUUAAGCGAACAAUACUAUAUUUAUUAACAGUACUGUAUUUUUAUUAGAUUUGUAUCAUUAAUAAAAUGUGAUAUUACUUUA